This is a messenger RNA of Betta splendens (Siamese fighting fish), 1300 nucleotides long. RefSeq lists its product as uncharacterized. The transcript has 7 exons. Lineage: Eukaryota; Metazoa; Chordata; Actinopteri; Anabantiformes; Osphronemidae. The record is from RefSeq and is a predicted model, not a curated record. The coding region runs from base 114 to 1202 and encodes 362 amino acids.
ACACACACACACACACACACACACACACACACACACAGCAGGGAUCCGGCUGUUUGGUUUCAGUGUCUGGUCCCAGAUCAGAGACGCACUGUCUGGACUCACACUCAGACGCCAUGUGUGGAGUCCUGCUGCUGCUGCUGCUGCUCUGUAGCUCUCAGACUAAUCAUUUCUAUGGGACAGUGAUGACCUUCACCCCCCAGGACCUCAGAAAUAAUGGCUCAGUCACGGUUGUCUGUCGCUACAAGACCAGCUUCCGCUCGUGCAGCGAUGGCGACGCCUGGGACUGCGCCGGCGGCGACUGUGGGAGUCACACGUUAGAGCUGAGCGUCGUGGACACGCUGGACGGAGACUGGUGUCAGAAGGAGGGAGUCAUGAGGCGACGCGUUCCAGACACGGAGCCGUUUCAGCUGCGGUCAGAGUCACAUCUGUCAACAUCUGUCUCCCACCUGAGUGGCGGCGACUGGAUAAGCGGCGUCAGAAACGGCGUGCGCAGCUGGUUAGCGAUAACGCGCGUGGACCUGAGAGUCCGCUCUGACCUGGGUCAACCCAACAGGUCGCCUCAGACCACGGUGCUGCCAGCGCUGCGAGUUCCAUCAAACUGUCGCAGGGACUUCGACCUUCUGGCCUUUGACCCAGAUGGAGACGAGGUGAAGUGCAGAUAUGGUGACGCCGGAGCACAGGAGUGUAACCCCUGCAGGCCACCGUCUCUCCUCACCGUCUCACCGUCGUGUACGUUAACGUUCCACUCCAGCAGCAGCAGCAGUGAAGGCCCGUACGCCGUCCAGGUGGAGAUGGAGGACUUCCCCAAGCAGAACAUCUCCCUCCUUCAGCGUGAUGGUGUGAAGAUAACAAGAACUCCCAGUGAUGCUCUGAGUAAAAUACCGCUCAGGUUUGCUUUAAUAGUGGACCCAGCAGUUCCAUCCUGCACUGACGGACUCUAUCUCCCCAAGUUCCUGCCUCCAACUCCAGCAAGUCGGGCUCAGCUGGUCGCGUUUGUCAACCUAAACCUGGAGAUUACGAUCAAAGCGGAGGCAACUAGCGCCCAGGUCUCGGGUGUUUUCUUCAGUGGACCACACGGCACCACAAAGCAGGAGGUGUCUGAGGGCCACUUCCUGCUGAACUGGACGCCGCCUGAAGGCAGCGAGGAGGAGACCCACCCCAUGUGCUUCGUGGUCCGAGCAGUAAAAAGGUCUCUGGUGUAACUGUAGUAAUGUUGGUACUCGAGUACACAGCUUCAUGUUCUACACCAGAUCCUCCAGCAACUCGCUGCCAUGGCUCUAACAGACGAUGCUUUCCUCCC